AGAAAUAACAAAACAUUUUUUAAUAAAACGACGUGUGAAAAACGUACUUUUAGAGGAAGCCCGACCAACAAAGAAAACAGUUUAACAGAUGUGCCCUCGGAGAAGCCGGUUCCAACAACUUACUUGAGCGCCGCUGGCACACGACGGUCGGAUUCUGAGACUGGCCGUUUUGCCGGAGCUGCCCGCGCGCGCCGUGUCCGCUGAGUCCGAACGGGCGGGAUUUACCGGAUCUGUGUUCACCUGGGAGUAAAAACCGUGCGGAAAACCGAAAGGCGCUCCUGCGGAACACGUUUGCCCUUUUUUCUGUUAUUCCUACUCAUUCAUAUGCGAUUCACUCGUGUGUAGACUGAACUCUCCUGCUGUUCCCUGCACUUUUUACGGUUAAUGCAGAAAAAAACAUACUGUACUUGAUAAAUACCGUCAGAGAUUGAGUGGCAAAAAUACCUCAGUAAGACACACGAAAUUUCUGCAGUUUCCCGAAUAAGGUCACAGGAAGAGUUUUGAAAGAAUGAGGAAUGCCUGGGUGAAGCAUGAGCUGUUGGCAUCCCGCUUUUAGACUGGGUUAUCUAAUGCUUCUAUGGGUGUGCAUAACCCUAAGCCUUCACCGCUGGGUCGUGGCCGCCUCGGCAAGCUCUGGCGAUGUUGCCGAUCCCCUCGGCUGGCUCCUUUCCGAUAAAGGGCCUUUCCACCACUCCCAGGAGUUCACAGAGUACGUGGAGCGUUACCAGCAAGGCUACACAACCAAGUACAAGAUCUACAGGGAGUUUGGUCGCUGGAAAGUCAACAGCCUGAUAUUGGAGAGACAGGACAACAAUGGCCUGGCCCUCCCACUGGACCCUGACUUCUUGCAGAACAUCAGGAUGUUGGGACGCAGGCCCAACCUCAGAAAGAUUACAGAGAACAUCAUCAAGAAAUACGGCACCCACUUUCUACUGUCAGCUACUCUGGGAGGAGAGGAGUCCUUGACGAUAUUUGUGGACAAGAGAAAGCUGAGUAGGCGAGCUGACCUGGGGGAGUCCAACAGCACAGUGGUGACCCUGGAGGCACUCCACCAGCUGGCAGCCUCCUACUUCAUUGAUAGGGAGAGCACACUACGUAAGCUGCACCACAUUCAGAUUGCCUCCACUGCCAUCAAGGUGACCGAAACAAGAACAGGUCCACUUGGAUGCAGUAACUAUGACAACCUCGAUUCUGUCAGCUCUGUUCUGGUUCAGAGCCCCGAAAAUAAGAUUCAGUUACAAGGCCUGCAGGUCAUUUUGCCUGAGUACCUGCGGAGUCGAUUUGUGCAGGCAGCACUGAGUUACAUUGGCUGCAAUUCGGAGGGCGAGUUUGUGUGCCAGGGAAACGACUGUUGGUGCCAGUGCAGUGCGAAGUUCCCCCAAUGCAACUGCCCCACAAUGGACCUCCGUGCCUUGGAGGACAGCCUGUUGCACAUUAAAGAAGCCUGGGCUCUGGCCAACAAGGAGUUUGAAGAGUCGGAAGAGUUCCAGUUUUUUGUGAGCAGACUCCCGACAUUCUAUGCUCUGAAUACGUCCGCCGUGCAAUACUUCUGGAAGCUGGAUGUAGCCAUCCAGCAGCGCUACAGGCAGCUGGAGACCGGCGCCGGCUCACUUCUGAGCAAAGCACGGAAAGUCGUCAACAAGAUCUUUGCUCUCAGCAAGAGGUGCCGCACCCAGCCCAAAAUAGUUAUGCAGAAAGAGAGGUCUUUCAACUACUGGCUGAAUUACAUCCUGUCCAUAAUGUACUGCAGCGAGAACAAUCACAUUGGGAUCUACACAGAAGAGACGCGUAGCUGCCUCUGCCCCUAUGAGCACCUGAGUUGUCAGGGGGUCAUUCCAUGCACAGUUGGAGAUGGACCCCUGUGCACCUCUUGUGCCUCAGAAAACCGCACGCGGUGUGCGAGCUGCAACACAGGCUACACGCUCAGCCAGGGCUCCUGCCGGCAUGCCGUUCCAGAUUCCACGGACCACUACAUUGGCUUUGAGACUGACCUCCAGGACCUGGAGAUGAGAUACCUGCUCCAGCGUCGUGACAGCCGCAUUGUAGUGCAUGCCAUCUUCAUCAGCAACGAUGUGAGACUCAACCACUGGUUUGACCCCUCCUGGAGGAAGAGGAUGCUGCUCACACUGAAGAGCAACAAGUACAAGUCCAAUCAUGUCCACAUGCUCCUGGGGAUCUCCCUCCAGAUCUGCCUUACGAAGAACAGCACCCUGGAGCCAUUGUUGUCUGUCUACAUUAACCCUUUUGGUGGCAGUCAUUCUGAGAGCUGGAUCAUGCCAAUCAAUCAGAACAACUAUCCAGACUGGGAAAGGACUAAGCUGGACAUUCCUCUUGACUGCUACAAUUGGACGUUGACUUUGGGAAACAAGUGGAAAAGCUUCUUUGAGACGGUUCACUUCUACCUGAGGAGCCGCAUCAAAGCGACAUCAGCCCAGGGGAACGGCACUGUCUAUUUCGAGCCACUGGAGGUCAUGGAGCCGUCUCAGAACCUGGGCUACAUGAAAAUAAACAGCAUGCAGCUGUUUGGUUACAGUAUGCACUUUGACCCAGAAGCAAUUCAGGAUCUGAUUCUGCAACUGGACUAUCCGUACACUCAGGGAUCCCAGGACUCUGCUUUGCUCCAGUUGGUAGAAAUACGAGACCGUGUCAAUCGGCUGUCGCCGCCUGGCCCACAGCAGUUGGACUUAUUUUCUUGCUUGCUACGACACCGUCUCAAAUUGUCUGCCUCUGAGGUGGUACGAAUAUUAUCUGCGCUGCAGGCUUUUAGUGCCAAGCAACCAAACUCGAUGGAAUAUGAGGCGACCAAACUUUGUAGUUAAUAAAGAUGAGUGCACAAGCCUGACCAGGACCAUUCUGAAGUUACUGUACCUGACAAUGGUCUGAUUACUAUAAGGAGUAAAGAUCUGGAAUAUUUUCACACUCAAUGGUUGGCUUUUCAGCCUCGCUUUCAUCUUGAUACAGGAGAAGUAACAAUGCUGAAUACUUGUUAGAAACAAUGUGGGACACUGAACAAGGGUUUUGCUUGGAAAAUCAUUUCUAGACAGUGCAAUUUCCAUAUCCAAUGACUUGUGUAACCCAUAUAAAAACAUAAAUGGUUCUGGAGAUUUCUGAAUAAUUGCCUUUUUUUAAUUUAACUUCUAACUCAGCAUGUCGCUUCAGUGUUCUCACUUGGUAACAACAGUAUACUCUACUGUAUUUGCGCUGUCUCUGUUGUAACCAAGACCUC
This is a messenger RNA of Scleropages formosus (Asian bonytongue), 3226 nucleotides long. RefSeq names its product BMP/retinoic acid-inducible neural-specific protein 3-like. Gene Ontology annotation, cellular component: neuronal cell body; dendrite; cytoplasm. Gene Ontology annotation, biological process: cellular response to retinoic acid; positive regulation of neuron differentiation; nervous system development. The record is from RefSeq and is a predicted model, not a curated record. Lineage: Eukaryota; Metazoa; Chordata; Actinopteri; Osteoglossiformes; Osteoglossidae. The coding region runs from base 531 to 2819 and encodes 762 amino acids. The transcript is spliced from 8 exons.